Messenger RNA from Salvia splendens (bonfire salvia), 1605 nucleotides. RefSeq names its product E3 ubiquitin-protein ligase RGLG5. Gene Ontology annotation, molecular function: ubiquitin-protein transferase activity. The record is from RefSeq and is a predicted model, not a curated record. The transcript is spliced from 11 exons. Gene Ontology annotation, biological process: protein ubiquitination. Lineage: Eukaryota; Viridiplantae; Streptophyta; Magnoliopsida; Lamiales; Lamiaceae. Gene Ontology annotation, cellular component: nucleus. The coding region runs from base 175 to 1377 and encodes 400 amino acids.
UGCAAAUGUGAAUGCUGUGUUGAUUGUGAUGUUAAGCAGCAAAAAAAGUCAGCUCAAACAAAAUAAUAAUCAAUUGGCAUCACUACGAAAUGCCUCUUCAGAUUUGGCGUCAACGACGACGAUUUCAGUUUCACCAUUCUGUUCCUCAAGUGUUUGUGAUAUAAGAAGACAGAGAUGGGGGCGAAGAUGUCGAAUGCAAGUUUAGUCCGACGGAAUUCAACCAACCAUGUAUCUUCUCCUCAUAAUACUGAUACAGAUGCUGAAACCACUCCUUUUUCUAGGAGAUAUGGAAGAAUCGCUGACAAUUACCGAUCUAUCGAUCAGGUUACGCAAUCGCUAGCUGAAUCCGGUCUAGAAUCCUCAAAUCUGAUCGUAGGCAUUGACUUCACCAAAAGCAAUGAAUGGACGGGGAGAGAUUCCUUCGACGGAAGGUGCCUUCAUCACUUGAGCGAUGGGUUGAAUCCGUACCAGCACGCCAUCUCCAUCAUUGGAAGGACGCUCUCGCAGCUCGAUGAGGAUAAUCUCAUUCCGUGUUUUGGCUUUGGCGAUGUGAGUACCCAUGAUCGGGACGUGUUCAGCUUCUAUGCGGACAGCAGGCCCUGUGAUGGCUUCGAGGAGGCACUCUCUCGUUAUAGAGAGAUCGUUCCACAUGUUCGGCUAUCAGGACCUACAUCGUUUGCCCCAAUAAUCGAGACUGCUAUGGGGAUAGUUGAUCGAAAUGGUGGCCAAUAUCAUGUUCUUCUGAUCAUAGCUGAUGGCCAAGUCACAAGAAACAUAGACACAGAAGCUGGACAGCUAAGUCCUCAGGAGCAAAACACAGUUAAUGCAAUAGUGAGAGCAAGCGAGUACCCGUUGUCCAUUAUUGUGGUUGGAGUUGGAGACGGGCCGUGGGAUACCAUGCACAAAUUUGAUGACAAUAUCCCAGCCAGAGCCUUUGACAAUAUACAGUUUGUCAAUUUCACAGAAAUCAUGUCAAGAAAUAUCCCUCUACCGGAGAAGGAAACUGAGUUUGCCUUGGCUGCAUUGAUGGAAAUUCCUUUACAAUACAGAGCAACAAUGGAACUCCAACUCUUGGGCAACCAGAGAGGGCACAGCACAACUCUCCCGUUGCCACCUCCAUCGCGCAGCUUGAGGUCGAACAGUCAUCUAACCUUCACUCGUUCAAGCAGCUAUAGCGAAACCUUCUCAACUACCCAUCCAUCUCCUGUUUCCACUUCAAGCUCUUUAAAUGAAAGGAGGUGCCCUGUUUGUUUCUACAGAAGACGAAAUCUUGCACUUGGAUGCGGACAUCAGGUGUGCCAUGACUGUGGCGAAGAGCUGAGCUGGUGUCCGAUUUGUCGGACAGAGAUAACAACCAGAUUAAGGCUUUAUAAUUAAACUCAUAAAGCCAAUGUUAAAACCAAGAUAUGAUAGUCUGUGUGAUUCAAUAGUGAUAUGAAUGUGUAUAUGAAACAAUAGAUACUGAAUUAUUCCUAAUUUUACCUCAAUUUAAAGAACAUUUGCAGAUGAGCAAACAAUACCCUGUAAUCACCAUGUCUGUUAGUUUUUUCUUGUUCUUCGAGGAGAGCUGAUUUCGUUUGCCAUCAAAAUGUUCGCUUUUGGAAA